Messenger RNA from Otolemur garnettii (small-eared galago), 2565 nucleotides. RefSeq names its product taste 1 receptor member 3 (gene TAS1R3). The coding region runs from base 1 to 2565 and encodes 854 amino acids. The record is from RefSeq and is a predicted model, not a curated record. The transcript has 6 exons. Gene Ontology annotation, cellular component: membrane. Gene Ontology annotation, biological process: sensory perception of umami taste; G protein-coupled receptor signaling pathway; sensory perception of sweet taste. Lineage: Eukaryota; Metazoa; Chordata; Mammalia; Primates; Galagidae. Gene Ontology annotation, molecular function: G protein-coupled receptor activity; sweet taste receptor activity.
AUGCCAGGCCCUGCUGUCCUGGGCUUCAGCCUCGCAACUCUCUUGGGCUUUGGGACAGGGGCCCCUUUGUGCCUGUCACAGCAGCUCAGAAUGCCAGGGAACUAUGUGUUAGGUGGGCUCUUCCCGCUGGGAGCAGCUGAGGAGGCCGGUCUCCGCACCAGGACCCAGCCCAGCAGCCCUGUGUGCAACAGGUUUUCACCCCUUGGCCUGCUCUGGGCGCUGGCUAUGAAGAUGGCCGUUGAGGAGAUCAACAAUGGGUCCACCCUGCUGCCGGGGCUGCAGCUGGGCUAUGACCUCUUUGACACCUGCUCAGAGCCUGUGGUGGCCAUGAAGCCCAGCCUGAUGUUUCUGGCGAAGGCCGGCAGCUGCAGCAUUGCUGCCUACUGUGACUAUGCGCGCUACCAGCCACGUGUGCUGGCUGUCAUCGGGCCCCACUCUUCGGAGCUUGCCCUCAUCACGGGAAAGUUCUUUGGCUUCUUCCUCAUGCCUCAGGUCAGCUAUGGUGCCAGCAUGGAUGGGCUCAGCAUCCGGGAGACCUUCCCCUCCUUCUUCCGCACAGUGCCCAGUGACCGCACACAGCUGUUGGCUGUGAUGAAACUGUUACAAGAAUUCAGCUGGAACUGGGUGGCUGCCCUGGGCAGUGAUGAUGAGUAUGGCCGUCAGGGCUUAAGCAUCUUCUCAAGCAUGGCCAGCACACAGGGUAUCUGCAUCGCGCAUGAGGGCUUGGUGCCGCUGUCUAGUGCCAAUGACCUGGUGAUGCGCAAGGUGCAGGCCCUGCUGCACCAGAUCAACCAGAGCAACGUGCAGGUGGUGGUGCUAUUUGCAUCUGCCCAUGCUGCCCACUUACUCUUCAGCUAUAGCAUCCGUUUUAAUCUCUCACCCAAGGUGUGGGUGGCCAGUGAGGCCUGGCUGACCUCUGACCUGGUCAUGGAACUGCCCGGCAUGACCCAGAUGGGAACGGUGCUCGGCUUCCUGCAUCAGGGUGACCUGCUGCCCAACUUCUCUCAGUACGUGAAGAACCGCCUGCACCUGGCUGCCAACCCAGCCUUCUGUGCCUCACUGAAGGCUGAGCAGCCAGGCCUGGAGGAGCAUGUGGUGGGGCCCCGCUGCCCACAGUGUGACCACAUCACAUUGCAGAAUGUAUCAGCUGGACUACUGCACCACCGGCCUUUUGCCGCCUAUGCAGCCGUGUACAGCGUGGCCCAGGCCCUGCACAACACGCUGCAGUGCAGCAGCUCCGGCUGCCCUGCGCGGGAGCCCGUGCGGCCUUGGCAGCUCCUGGAGAACAUGUACAACAUGAGCUUCCGAGCUGGUGGCCUAGAGCUGCGGUUUGACGCCGGUGGGAAUGUGAACCUGAAGUACGACCUGAAGCUAUGGGUGUGGCGGGACCCAACACCUGAGCUGCGCACUGUGGGCACCUUCAAUGGGAGCCUGUGGCUGCAGCGCUCCAAGAUCUGCUGGCACACACACUCCAACCGGGUGCCGGUGUCCCAGUGCUCGCAGCAGUGCCAAGAAGGCCAGGUGCGCCGAGUCAAGGGUUUCCACUCCUGCUGCUACGACUGUGUGGACUGCAAGCCAGGCAGUUACCAGCACAGCCCAGAGGACCCCACCUGUACUCCGUGCAGAAAGGAUCAGUGGUCCCCGCAACGGAGCCGGAAGUGCUUCUCCAGGAGACACACAUUCCUAGCCUGGGGGGACCCGACUGUGCUGGUGCUGCUGCUACUGCUGGGCCUGGUGCUGGCCCUGGUGCUGGCCGCCCUGGGUCUCUUUGUCCACCACCGGAACAGCCCUCUGGUGCAGGCCUCAGGUGGGCUGCUGGCUUGCUUUGGCCUGGCCUGCCUGGGCCUGGUCUGCCUCAGUGGCCUCUUAUUCCCUGGCCGGCCAAGCCCCGCUAGCUGCCUGGCCCAGCAGCCACUAUGCCACCUCCCACUCACAGGCUGCCUGAGCACACUCUUCCUGCAGGCAGCCGAGACCUUCGUGGAGUCAGAGCUACCGCCAAGCUGGGCAGACAGGCUGCACAGCCGCCUGCGGGGGCCCUGUGCCUGGAUGGUGGUGGUGCUAGCCCUGCUGGUGGAGGCAGCGCUGUGUGCCUGGUACCUGAUAGCUUUCCGGCCAGAGGUAGUGAUGGACUGGCACGUGUUGCCCACAAAGGCAUUGGUACACUGCCGCGUGCACUCCUGGGCUGGCCUUGGCCUGGUGCACACCCUCAAUGCCAUACUGGCCUCCCUCUGCUUCCUGGGUACCUUCCUGGUACGCAGCCAGCCUGGUCGCUACAGCCGUGCCCGUGGCCUCACCUUUGCCACACUGGCUUACCUCAUCACCUGGGUCUCCUUCGUGCCCCUCCUGGCCAAUGUGCAGGUGGCCCACCAGCCUGCCGUGCAGAUGGGUGCGGUCCUCUUCUGUGCCCUGGGCAUACUGGUGGCCUUCCACCUGCCCAAGUGCUACCUGCUAGUGAGGCAGCCAGAGCUCAACACCCCAGAGUUCUUCCUGGGAGGGCGUUCCAGGGACGCCACAAGCAGGGAGAGCAGUGGGGGAGAGGAAGGAACUCGGGGGAAGAGCGAAUGA